This is a messenger RNA of Pelagomonas calceolata, 1008 nucleotides long. The record is from the annotation of a GenBank genome assembly. NCBI's taxonomy places the organism in Eukaryota, Pelagophyceae, Pelagomonadales, Pelagomonadaceae.
UGCGAAUUUGGUGCUGCUCUCGCUCUGUAUAGGGCAGCCCUUUGCAACGCAGUCUGCAAUUGUUUGCGGCUAUGGGCUCCGGUGCGUCGCAUGAGAGCGCCACGGCCGCCCUCGCGGCCGGCGUCUCGGAAGCAGACAUUGCUGCCCAUCUCGCAUCACUUGAAAAGAAGCCGGUGACGGUGUUUUACAAUCCAGGCAGCUCCAACUCGCUUAGUUGCGCUAUCAUGGGUUCAUCCAUCGGCUGUGCCGAGCUGAAAGUGAUCCAGCUGACGGGCGAGCAGAAGGGACCUGAGUUCGUGGCCGUGAAUCCCUAUGGUCAGGUGCCGGGCAUGUCCGACGAGAGCAACGGGCUCAACCUCGGCGAGUCGACGGCCAUCCUGCGGUACCUCGCGCAGCAGUACAAGCCGUCGUUGUAUCCUGGUUCCAUUGCCGAGCGGGCGCGCAUUGAGAUGGCGAUCGCCCAGUUCAAGGAAUUCGUAUACGAGCCGUGGCAUUUGGGUAAAGAUUCGAGCAACGGCUACGUCGGCGUGUCGUACUGCGUCCUGGGCGACGUCAUGGGCAUCCCGAUGUGGCCCUACCCAUCGGACCAGCCGGCGGCCAACGCGGGCUUCGUCGAUGCGCUCAAUAAGUGGGCGGGCUUGUAUCUCCAGGGCACGUUCGUCUGCGGCGACGCGCUGACGAUCGCGGAUUAUUGCGCGGUGGCCAUACUGUACGUAGCCGUCUCUCCGAAGGUAAAGGAAAAAACGGGCUUUGAGGCGCCCGAACGGAUCACAAAAUACGUCACGGACUUUCUCGCCGCCGAGCCCGCCGCCGCCGAGCUCUUCGGGCAAGCUUUUACGGGCCUGUUGUACUGAGCGUGUCGACACGCCCAAUCGAUUUUCUACACCUUCUGUCGCGCCUUCACGCUGUCUCGCGCUUGUCUCUGCUCUGCACAGCGAGCGCUUUUGCGCCGCCGCGCGGCAAGGCAAGUGCUUGUGGGUAAAUUCACGAGUACCUUAGACAAGAGUC